CGGCGCGCGAGGGCGGGAUGACGUCAGAGCAGCCGGGGCGCGCUCCCCUCCCCCACUCCUUCGAGGCGCUGAGGGGAAGAAAGAUGGAGUCGGUGUUGCUCCUGAGGCCUGACCUCACCAAACAAGAGAUUCGUGAAAAGAUUUGGGAUUUUAUGGAAGCUCAGAAUUUGGCAGACUUUCCACGACCAGUUCAUCACAGGAUUCCUAAUUUUAAGGGUGCUUCUCAUGCUGCUGAAAGACUGCCAACUUUACAGGAAUUUAAAAUGGCUAGGACCAUUAAGAUAAACCCUGAUGCACCCCAGAAGAACGCUCGCUUUCUUGUACUUGAAGCAAGGAAAACAUUGUUAGUUCCUACACCGCGACUGAGAACUGGAUUGUUUAAUAAGAUUGUCCCACCACCUGCAGCAACCAAAGACAUCCUAAGAAAAUGUGCCACCUCCCAGGGGGUAAAGGACUACAGUGUGCCCAUAGAUUUGGAUUCCAAAGUCCUAGUGGAUUUGGUUGUGGUAGGAUCUGUGGCUGUUUCGGAGAAAGGCUGGAGAAUAGGUAAAGGGGAAGGUUAUGCUGAUAUGGAAUAUGCAAUGAUGGUGUCAAUGGGAGCAGUCAGGGAAGAUACACCAGUGAUCACUAUUGUGCAUGACUGCCAGGUAGUUGAUAUAUCUGAAGAACUCCUUGGAGAUCAUGAUCUAACAGUUGAUUAUAUCUUCACUCCAACAAGAAUGAUCAGAACCAACUGCAAGCGGCCAAAGCCCCAGGGAAUCCUGUGGACUAAAAUCAGCUACGAAAUGAUGGAACAAAUCCCAAUCUUAAAGAAUCUUCAUUUCAGGGAGAAGCAGGCCGGGAAAGAUGUCACCCUUCGAGACCAGCAAUUUGACCUUUCAGAAAGAAAAAACAAGCAAGCAAUCAUCACUGGAACUGCACCUAAGACUCCACGGAGGGAGGCUGAGUCUGCUCCAGUGGAAGACGUUGAUUCGAGAACCGAUGGUUUAACUUUGAAAACUGAAAUGGCUGUUGCUACCACUGUUUACGUGGGUAACAUUCCUCAAGAUGCAAGAGUAAGCCAUUUAAAGAGAGUUCUGAGGGAACGUAAUGCGGUGCCUUGGCGGCUCAAUUGGCAAGGACUUCAACACAGGGCAUUUCUUGAUUACAAGGAUAAGGUCACUGCAGAGGCUAUUGUGUCUUCCCUGAAGGGCUUAACUCUUGGUGGUCAUACCUUGUGUGUUGAGCUGGCUAAGAAGCAGAGGAUUAAAAGGUCUGGAAAUGAGUAGUUUGGGAAGUUGUGACUGGAAGUUGCAUAGCUGGCGUUGGAGAAAUGGAGGAGAAUUAGCUGUCAGAGAGAGGUGCUAGUCAGGGUGAAUCGGAGAUCUGUGUAAUAUAUGUCUCCCUCUCCACUGCUUUCAUGGCCUUGCUGUGUGAUCGUGGGCCGGUCACCUAUCUUGUACCCCAAUUUUGCCAGUGAUGCAGAUGUUGAUAUAGAUGAUCUAUGGAAGGAGCUUGGGCGUGGGAGUUAGAGGACCUUGGUUCUAAUCCCUGCUCUGCUUGCUGCCUGCUGUGUGACCUUGGGUAUGUCAC
Tachyglossus aculeatus (Australian echidna) is the source of this 1572-nucleotide messenger RNA. RefSeq names its product methenyltetrahydrofolate synthetase domain containing (gene MTHFSD). Bases 18 to 1268 code for a protein of 416 amino acids. The transcript is spliced from 8 exons. Gene Ontology annotation, cellular component: cytoplasm. The record is from RefSeq and is a predicted model, not a curated record. Gene Ontology annotation, molecular function: RNA binding. Lineage: Eukaryota; Metazoa; Chordata; Mammalia; Monotremata; Tachyglossidae.